Messenger RNA from Brachypodium distachyon (stiff brome), 1638 nucleotides. Its product is annotated as translation initiation factor eIF-2B subunit beta. Gene Ontology annotation, cellular component: eukaryotic translation initiation factor 2B complex. Bases 145 to 1389 code for a protein of 414 amino acids. Gene Ontology annotation, molecular function: guanyl-nucleotide exchange factor activity; translation initiation factor activity. Lineage: Eukaryota; Viridiplantae; Streptophyta; Magnoliopsida; Poales; Poaceae. The transcript is spliced from 9 exons. The record is from RefSeq and is a predicted model, not a curated record. Gene Ontology annotation, biological process: translational initiation.
GACCGAACUGUAAAUUUUGUAAACCUGCAGCGCCCCGUUGAGGAAUUUGUCCUUCUCUCUGAAAACCCUAAGCCCCGCCGUCUUCUCCCUCGCCGCCGAUCGGACCCCCAAAUCCUCCGCCUCCGCUCCCACCCGCGCGCCGCCAUGCCGGACGUGCAGCCUCUCGUCAGUGAGUUCGUCCUGAAGCUCAAGCGCCGGAAGGUGGAGGGGUCGCAUGCUGUGGCGCGGCAGACGGCGGAGCUUCUGAGGUCAGUGGUGUCACAGCACCGGAUGGGCAGCACUAACCAAGCGGCCGCCCUCGCCGACGCCAUCCGCUCCGUCGGGGAGCAGCUCAUCUCCGCUAAUCCCAUCGAGCUUGCAGUUGGAAACAUUGUGAGACGUGUUUUGCAUAUAAUAAAAGAGGAAGAUAUAUCUUCUACAGCAGUUGGUAUCGAAGGUCUUUCUGUAACUGUUGACAGUGAUGAUGAAUAUGACAGUGGAAAUGAUGACCAUCCUACCCUAUCCGCUGCUGUUCUUGCUUCCCAUGCGAGAAAUGCCCUCCGUGCACCUUCAUUGCAGACUCUACUGGACGAUAUUCCUGUGAGCACUGCACUUUCACGUUCUGCAUCAUCAACUGGGGAUUCAGAUGGGAAAACAGCUGGUGACAAGAGCUUAAAAACUCGGAAACUAAAGCAUGAUGUUAUUGCUGCCAUUGGCGAUCUUAUUGAGGAGAUUGAUACAUGCUAUGACCAGAUUUCUGAGCAAGCCGUGGAACUUAUUCACCAGAAUGAGGUGAUCCUAACUUUAGGUCGUUCGAGAACCGUGAAGGAGUUCCUGUAUGCUGCUAAGGAGAAGAAGAGAUCUUUUCGUGUAUUUGUUGCUGAAGGUUCUCCAAGAUAUCAGGGACAUGUUCUUGCUAAAGAGCUGGUUGAGAAAGGUGUACAGACUACUGUUAUAACAGAUUCUGCAAUUUUUGCUAUGAUCUCCCGAGUUAACAUGGUCAUAGUUGGAGCUCAUGCAAUAAUGGCAAAUGGUGGAGUCAUUGCACCUGUUGGGAUGAAUAUGGUUGCUCUUGCUGCUCAAAAGCAUGCUGUACCCUUUGUCGUGGUUGCAGGCAGUCAUAAGUUGUGUCCUUUAUAUCCACACAAUCCGGAGGUUUUACUGAACGAACUUAAAUCACCAUCUGAUUUGCUGGACUUUGGCGAGUUCUCAAAUUGCAUGAACUUCAGUACCCAGGAUGGUACUCCACUUCUAAAUGUUGUUAAUCCAACAUUUGACUACGUGCCACCGAAGCUUGUCAGUCUUUUCGUCACCGACACUGGCGGGCACAGUCCAUCAUAUAUGUACCGGCUUAUUUCUGAAUACUACUCAGCUGAUGAUUUGGUAGUACAACGGAAGUCAACAUCUUGAAAGAACACAAGCCACAUUGGACUACUGGUGUGUGUUACCAUUAUGAAGAUAAUCUGGGACAUUGUUUAAACCGAAAUGAUGUUGCCACACUCAUCGUGGUUCUUCGUUUUGCCUGUAGUGUGUAGGAGAUUGCUCACUUGAGUGGAAUCAGCUGUUUUCCCUUUGUGUAAGUGUAAGUACUAUCAAAUUGUGCAAGUACUAUCAAAUUGCAGGAGGUCAAUGCAAUCAUGCUCCUUGUGAAAGUUUUAA